CCAUUUGCAAAUCAUGCACAAUAGUGCUUUCAGGGAGGGCUUUUAAAAUGCAGCGAUCAUAUCAGAUGUACUUAGAACUCUCACUGCUUUAAGCUAACAUUUUGUAGAUAAUUUUCCUCAGUGAUUUGGCGACCGAGGAGUUUUAUUGUUUGAUUCCAACAAUUCAACUGAAACAGAUAGCAACCAUGAAAAUCGGAAUUAAGGUUAUCAUCGCACUGACAGUGAUCGUCAGCUCCCUACACGUUCCACCAACAGCAGCAGAUUCAGCAUCGAAUGAAUCUGGACCAGACUCCUCAGAGAGAACCUAUCGCAAAUAUCGCCGGCCGUUCCCAUGGUACCCACAGCCAAAGCCAAGGCCACCAACUUGUCCCCCUCCUCCACUUCCAAAGUGUGACAUCUGCACUGAUGUUUCAUCUGGAUUUGCUGACACUCUGAAAUACUUAAAACAGAUUGACGAAAAGGUGGAGAAAAUGUCUUCUGAUUGCCCUGCAGGUAUAACGUUUGAAAGUGGACAACCAGUAACAAAUCCAGGUGCUGUUUCGUCUGUAGUUUGUCCAGAUAACACCACUGUACUCGACUGUAGAUGCAGUGUCGAUAAUAGAGUGUGCCUUGGAUCCAUCUUUGUCGAUAACGAGUGUUUAGCUAUCAGGAAUACACUGGCCCAAGCAGAGCUUCAAGCUUUAGCCACGUGCGUGCCAACAUGUUCUGGACCUUACAUUUACCAGACUACAUCCAACAAAGCGUCAGUAGCCACUUGCCCAGAUAACACCAAGAUUGUGGGUUGUUGGAUGCGCUAUAUCAAUCAAGUACCAGAAACAUCCACCCUUGCCACGCGGAUAAAUCCUAGCGCAGGAACAUGCCAGCCUGCCGUGGCAUGUAGCGCAGGCGAAUGUGGGGUACAAGCCAUUUGUAAAGCUUCUGUAACGCCAGGGCUAUAGACACCUCCGGCCCUUCCCGGAUCUCGGGUCGUGCAAACCCCUCGAGUUGGUUGGUUUGAGUAACCAUGGCGACACCUCGACGAACCGGGCUGAUAAGUGAAGUAGAUGAAGUCUUGAACUGUCCUAAACAUCCGUGACAUACCGUAGAAGAUCCAGUUAGUGGACUAAUCAUCCCUUAUCAAACGAAUUAAGUUAGAAAUUCAACACAGGCACAAAUAAAAUGCUUUUCUCUAGAAAGUAUCAAAUUUGUACGCUGACUCUUUCCUAUAUGACAAUGUACUAAACACAAUUUGAGUCCUUUGCUGUUGUGAGAUUGUAACUUUAAGGACAUGCAAUUUAUAACUUAAGUAUUACGAUACUUGAUAAAUAAAGGCCCAUGUCCCUUUGCAUGGUUUCAAUAUAUUUGUAUGUUGAAUGUGAUGACAACACAGCAUUUUGAGCAAUUAUAAACCAGUGACGUCUGAUAAAUUCCAAUUAACAUCGCAGCAUUUUUUUUUACCUGAUUCUGCUGAAAUUCCGGGAUUUGGAGACGUGAUGAUAUCACGUGCAACCCCUCUUUAUAACUAAUAUGUGUAUUUGGAAAAUAUAUUUUCAUAGAAAACAGAAA
Liolophura sinensis is the source of this 1545-nucleotide messenger RNA. RefSeq lists its product as uncharacterized. The transcript has 7 exons. Lineage: Eukaryota; Metazoa; Mollusca; Polyplacophora; Chitonida; Chitonidae. The coding region runs from base 186 to 938 and encodes 250 amino acids. The record is from RefSeq and is a predicted model, not a curated record.